UGUAUAAAAGCAGCGCGCGCACUGAAUCCGACAGGUACUUCAGGUGAACACUGUUCAGUUGUUUCAGGACUUAAAUCUGCUUUAAGGUUCAUCCGACAGGCAAUGGCUCCACGGCCUGAGAUUGGAAGUGACACCUCAGUCUCUCCACCAGAUCUUGACACAAACUCGUCCAAAGAUGCCGUGGUGCUUCCAGCGUACUCCACUGUGGCUCUUGUGGAUUUAGAUUCUGAUUCGAUUAACCCAUGGGAUCUUCCUGAGCUCCAGGAUGUGGGGCCGAAAUGGUCAGAACUGGACACAAAAGAAAAAGUGCUCCGAGUCAUGUUCUCGAUCGCGAGGCUUGUUGUCUUGCUUGGAUUCCUUUACAUGUUUGUUUGCUCCCUGGACAUUUUGAGCUCGGCGUUUCAGCUUGUUGGUGGAAAAGCAGCUGGAGAUAUCUUUCAAGACAAUGUGGUAUUGUCCAACCCUGUGGCAGGGCUUGUGAUUGGUGUCUUGGUUACGGUGUUGGUUCAGAGCUCCAGCACGUCUUCAUCCAUUGUGGUCAGCAUGGUGUCAUCUGGAUUACUGGAGGUGCAGUCAGCAGUGCCUAUUAUUAUGGGUGCUAACAUCGGUACCUCCAUCACCAACACCAUCGUGGCUGUGAUGCAGGCCGGAGAUCGUAACGAGUUCCGCAGGGCAUUUGCUGGAGCCACAGUUCAUGAUUUUUUUAACUGGCUUUCCGUGUUGAUAUUGCUGCCUCUGGAAGCAGCCACUGGUGUCCUGUAUAAGCUCACCAAACUCAUCAUCAACUCAUUCCAUAUCCAGACAGGCCAGGACGCCCCAGAUUUACUUAAAGUCAUCACUACACCACUCACCAAGAACAUCAUUGAGCUGGACAGCUCUGUCAUCAGUGGCAUAGCCACUGGUGAUCCCAGUGCUCGGAACAAGAGCCUGAUCAAGAUAUGGUGCAAAAAGAUGAAAGUCACGACUCUAAUGAAUAUCACUGUUCCUGGGGAAGCAAACUGCACAGUUGGUGUCCCGUGCUGGACGGAGGGUAACCAGACAUGGACACAGGAGAACAUAACAGAGACCAUCAACAUAAAAAAAUGUAGUCAUCUUUUUGUCUCGGCGAAUCUGCCCGAUCUGGCCGUGGGACUGAUCCUGCUAGCUCUGUCCCUGCUAGUGCUCUGUACAUGCCUCAUUCUCAUUGUCAAGCUGCUCAACUCCAUGCUCAGGGGCCAGGUUGCUGUUGUCAUUAAGAAGGUGCUUAAUACAGAUUUCCCCUUUCCGUUUGCAUGGGUUACCGGUUACCUUGCUAUAUUAGUGGGGGCAGGAAUGACCUUCAUUGUGCAAAGCAGUUCAGUCUUCACCUCUGCCAUUACGCCUCUUGUUGGUAUUGGUGUUAUUAGCAUUGAGCGAGCCUACCCCCUUACUCUUGGCUCCAAUAUUGGAACAACAACCACUGCUAUUCUUGCUGCCAUGGCAAGUCCUGGAGAAACACUGGCCAACUCGCUACAGAUCUCCCUGUGCCAUUUCUUUUUCAACAUCUUUGGUAUAAUCCUGUGGUACCCAAUUCCUUUCACACGUGUACCUAUACAGCUGGCUAAAGCUCUGGGUGACCGAACAGCCAAAUACCGUUGGUUUGCCUUCGUCUACCUGAUUCUUUGCUUCUUCCUUCUGCCCUUGAUGGUUUUGGGGCUGUCCAUCGCUGGCUGGCAGGUCCUCGUGGGGGUCGGCGUGCCCGUGAUUGUGCUGGUGAUCUUAGUGGUUGUGGUGAACAUCAUGCAGUCACACUUCCCACACUACCUGCCUCCUGUGCUUCGCAAUUGGGACUUUCUUCCCCAGCCACUGCACUCACUCAAACCGUGGGACCGCAUCGUCACCAGGUUGAUGGGCUUCUGUGGGAAACGAUGCUGCUGCUGCUGCAAGUGCUGCCAUAAGGGAGAAGUGGACGAGGAGAAGAAGAAUAAGAGGGGAUUGGAGAUGUACGACAACCCCACGCUUUCUGUAGACGACGGGAAAUGCCAGAUUCAGACAGUCUCUGGAACAAAUCUGUAGCAUAUCUAAAAGUUUAUAGCAAUUUCAGGACUCUAUUAAAUCUUACCAUUUUACAGAUGAGCUGCACAAAGUGUUAGAAGUAGACUGUGUACUCGAGGCUGCUAGAAGGUUCUUUGUCUGACCAGAAGGAACUGUGCUAACAACAGCAGGUCCGACUGAGCAAGCCUUGUAGGUGUCUGAUUCCUGCUUCUGAAUGCCCCCUUUCCACCAGAAAGAACCGGGUGCUGGUGCUGGUUCGAAGUUGGUUUCACUGGUGAACCUUCUAAGAACUGGUUUGCCUUUCCAUGAGCUAAGAGAACCAUCACAAAGCCAAGUCUUAGGUCACUGUAUACGUCUCAUCUUUCCCAGCAACGUUAGCGCAGCAGCGGCAAACACAAACACAACAUCACCAAUGGCGUAUGUUGCUAUACUGUUAAUGCUCAUAAUGCUUUGCGAACCUACAUUGGCAUCCAAACGUGGCGAAAACAACGUGUACGUGCAGCUUGAUGUAAUUUGUAUAAAUGGAGGUUGUAAUUGAGAAUAACAGAAAGUACAUAACAUUAUUUUAUCAUUAACACAGAAAAAAGUUAGCCUUAGCAUGUAGCUACCUACUAUCAUGUGUGCUGAUAAUUGUUCAUAUUGCGGUAAAGUAAAAAUCCGUUAAACAUUGGUAUACUUAAGGUACAUUAUCAAAGGUGCUAACAGUAACCAUGCCCCCAGCCCUGCCCCCAGCCAGCGGUUCUUAAGUCUAGACCAGCAACGUUUUGGUGCUACUUAAGAACCACUUUUCCUGGGUCAGAGGCGGUGAUUUGGGUGUCGAAAAAGAAAGAACUGAUUUUAAAUUAGGCUCCGAACCUGCACUCAAACUGCCUCGGUGGAAAAGGGGCAGAAGACGUUCUGCUAAACAUAGCUAGACUAUGCUUUCUGUAUGUUUAUUUUUUGUCCCCUUGUGAAGCUGCUCGCAUUGUAUGGCUGAAUAUCUGUAAAGUGCAAAUUUGAAAUGCAAAUGCAGAUGGCCUUUAUUACUAAUUCGUACAUAAGGAUUUUGUUUAAAACUAUUUAAAGUGUUGUAUAUUUUAAAGAAUUAUAUUUGUAAAGAAUUCCAUUUGCUGCCCUUUAAGCCCACGGCUUUUAGGUGAUGUCUAAUGUGUAUGUUUCUUAUAUACAUGUAUAUUUCUAAUAUAUAUGUCUGUUUCUUGUAUACUGUAUAUGUGCAUUGUUUAUACAGAUUAAAAAAGACGAUAGACAUGAAA
This is a messenger RNA of Tachysurus vachellii, 3266 nucleotides long. It is a transcript of the gene slc34a2b, whose product is annotated as solute carrier family 34 member 2b. Gene Ontology annotation, molecular function: sodium:phosphate symporter activity. Gene Ontology annotation, cellular component: apical plasma membrane; brush border; vesicle. The record is from RefSeq and is a predicted model, not a curated record. Gene Ontology annotation, biological process: intracellular phosphate ion homeostasis; sodium-dependent phosphate transport. The transcript is spliced from 13 exons. NCBI's taxonomy places the organism in Eukaryota, Metazoa, Chordata, Actinopteri, Siluriformes, Bagridae. The coding region runs from base 103 to 2034 and encodes 643 amino acids.